AUGGCCUUUGUGGCCCGAUUCCAAAAGCGGAAUGGAGCCACAGAAGUCAAUCCAUUUACUGUGUCUUCCCCUCUGCGCCUGUCAGCUUGUGUGCCCCUCGCACAAGCUGACAUAUAUCUGUUGCCUCUGAGCAGUGUAAGUUACUAUGUCUUCUCUCCACCCAGAAGACAUGUCACACCUGAAUAUUACACUGUAUCUACAAUGAACCAAACAAGAGUCACAGAAUUCAUUCUAUUGGGUUUUGGAAACCUUCACAGCUUCAGCAUUAUAUUCUUCAUUCUGUUAUUGAUCAUCUUUCUUUUUACAAUUAUUGGAAACCUUCUUAUCAUCAUCCUAGUGUGCACCAAUGGACAGCUCCAGUCCCCCAUGUAUUACUUCCUCUGUCAUCUUUCCUUUACUGAUCUGGUGAUUUCCACCAACAUCGUUCCCAACAUGCUCGGUGCCGUUCUGUUGGGAGCAAAAAAGAUGACUUACAUUGGGUGCGUGACCCAGUUAUACUUCUUUAGUGGUACAAUUAUUACAGAAUGUUUUCUCCUUUCGGUGAUGUCCUACGACCGAUACCUGGCCAUCUGUAACCCCCUAAGAUACUUCAGUAUCAUGGACUAUAAGUUACGUAUUGGUCUUUCACUAUGGCCGUGGUUGCUGGGUCUUACUCUUAAUCUUACAGGGGUUUUAUCUGUAUCAAGUUUUAAUUUUUGCCAUGACAAUAUCAUCGACCACGUCUUCUGUGACCUAUUUCCUUUAGUGAAGCUUUCUUGCUCAGACACUUCUGUUGUAGAACUGGAAGUCUUUCUGUUUUCUAUGCCAAUUUUUAUUCUUCCUUGUGGGUUUAUCAUUGUCACCUAUGUGUAUAUCUUCCUCACCAUAUUUAAGAUUCCAACAACAACUGGCAAACAGAAAACCUUUUCUACCUGCAGUUCUCACCUUAUUGUUGUGGGGACAUUUUAUGGGACGUUAAUAGCUAAAUACAUGAUCCCAUCUGUAGGACAUUCCUGGUAUAUUAAUAAAAUAGUUUCCUUAUUACAUACGUUACUUAUCCCCUUGUUCAACCCUAUAAUAUAUAGCCUCAGAAACCAGGACAUAAAGAUGGAACUUAGAAAAAUGUUUGCUCAUUGA
This is a messenger RNA of Hyla sarda, 1116 nucleotides long. RefSeq names its product olfactory receptor 1J4-like. The record is from RefSeq and is a predicted model, not a curated record. The coding region runs from base 1 to 1116 and encodes 371 amino acids. Gene Ontology annotation, biological process: G protein-coupled receptor signaling pathway. NCBI's taxonomy places the organism in Eukaryota, Metazoa, Chordata, Amphibia, Anura, Hylidae. Gene Ontology annotation, cellular component: membrane. Gene Ontology annotation, molecular function: olfactory receptor activity; G protein-coupled receptor activity. The transcript is spliced from 2 exons.